This is a messenger RNA of Delphinapterus leucas (beluga whale), 7460 nucleotides long. It is a transcript of the gene AGPS, whose product is annotated as alkylglycerone phosphate synthase. The record is from RefSeq and is a predicted model, not a curated record. Gene Ontology annotation, biological process: lipid biosynthetic process. Gene Ontology annotation, molecular function: FAD binding; alkylglycerone-phosphate synthase activity. NCBI's taxonomy places the organism in Eukaryota, Metazoa, Chordata, Mammalia, Artiodactyla, Monodontidae. Gene Ontology annotation, cellular component: peroxisome.
CUCCAGGCGCAUGGCACCCGCCGCCCAGUCGCCGCGGUGGCUGCCGGGAUGCGCCGCAACGAAUGGUCGCGCCGGGCGCAGCUUUGAGUGACCUUUCACCCGCGCCCAGCGGUCCCGGGCGGCGGCACAAGGCGGAAGCCAUGGCGGAGGCGGUGGCUGCGGCUGCGGCGGGCGGGACGGGCGCGGACGCGGGCUCCGGUUCUGCCGCGGACAGGGAGCGGGACCGCGCCGGGCGGAGGCUGCGGGUUCUUUCGGGCCAUCUGCUGGGCCGGCCCCAGGAGGCUUUGAGUACCAAUGAGUGCAAAGCGCGGAGAGCGGCGGCGGCGGCGGCGGCCGCCACGGCGGCGCCCACUGCCACUCCCGCCGCGCAGGAGUCGGGCACCAUCCCCAAGAAGCGGCAAGAAGUUAUGAAAUGGAAUGGAUGGGGAUAUAAUGAUUCCAGGUUCUUCUUCAAUAAGAAAGGACAAGUUGAGUUGACUGGGAAAAGGUACCCUCUUAGUGGCAUGGUUUUGCCAACUUUUAAAGAGUGGAUCCAAAAUACCCUUGGAGUAAGUCUGGAGCAUAAAACUACCUCUAAAGCAUCCUUAAAUCCUAGUGAUACACCUCCUUCUAUUGUAAAUGAAGAUUUUCUUCAUGACCUUAAAGAAGUUAAUAUUUCAUAUUCACAAGAAGCAGAUGAUCGAGUAUUUAGAGCUCAUGGUCAUUGUCUUCAUGAGAUAUUUUUGCUCAGGGAAGGAAUGUUUCAGCGAAUUCCUGAUAUAGUUUUAUGGCCAACAUGUCAUGAUGAUGUAGUUAAGAUUGUGAAUCUAGCGUGCAAAUAUAACCUUUGUAUCAUACCAAUUGGUGGAGGAACAAGUGUUUCAUAUGGCCUCAUGUGUCCUGCAGAUGAGACAAGAACAAUAAUUUCUUUGGACACUUCACAAAUGAAUCGAAUCCUCUGGGUUGAUGAGAACAAUCUGACAGCUCAUGUAGAGGCUGGCAUAACAGGACAAGAGUUGGAAAGACAGCUUAAAGAAAGUGGUUAUUGUACAGGUCAUGAACCAGAUUCCCUGGAAUUCAGCACUGUGGGAGGAUGGGUAUCUACUCGGGCAUCAGGCAUGAAGAAGAAUAUCUAUGGCAAUAUUGAGGACUUGGUGGUUCAUAUAAAAAUGGUAACACCUAGAGGUAUAAUAGAAAAAAGCUGUCAAGGACCUCGAAUGUCAACAGGCCCUGAUAUCCAUCACUUCAUCAUGGGAUCUGAAGGAACUCUUGGUGUGAUAACAGAAGCUACAAUAAAAAUCAGACCAAUCCCUGAAUACCAAAAGUAUGGCUCAGUAGCUUUCCCUAAUUUUGAACGAGGAGUAGCCUGUUUAAGAGAAAUUGCAAAACAGAGAUGUGCUCCUGCAUCUAUUCGCCUCAUGGACAACCAGCAAUUUCAGUUUGGUCAUGCUCUCAAACCUCAGGUUUCCUCUAUUUUUACAUCAUUUUUGGAUGGAUUAAAAAAGUUUUAUAUUACAAAGUUUAAAGGAUUUGAUCCAAAUCAGCUAAGUGUCGCUACAUUACUGUUUGAGGGGGACCGUGAGAAGGUUCUUCAACAUGAAAAACAAGUGUAUGACAUUGCUUCAAAAUUUGGUGGAUUAGCAGCUGGAGAAGAUAAUGGACAGAGAGGUUAUUUGCUGACCUAUGUCAUUGCAUACAUUCGAGAUUUGGGUUUGGAAUACUAUGUAUUAGGGGAAUCUUUUGAGACUUCUGCUCCUUGGGACAGGGUUGUAGAUCUCUGUAGAAAUGUAAAGGAAAGAAUAACAAGGGAAUGCAAAGAGAAAGGUGUUCAGUUUGCUCCUCUCGCUACAUGCAGGGUGACUCAGACUUAUGAUGCAGGUGCAUGUAUCUAUUUCUACUUUGCCUUUAACUACAGGGGAAUCAGUGACCCACUGACUGUGUUUGAACAAACCGAGGCAGCUGCUAGAGAAGAAAUCCUCGCUAAUGGAGGGAGCCUGUCGCAUCACCACGGAGUGGGCAAGUUACGGAAGCAGUGGCUAAAGGAAAGUAUCUCUGAUGUCGGCUUUGGGAUGCUGAAGUCUGUCAAGGAAUAUGUGGACCCCAAUAACAUCUUUGGAAACAGAAACCUUUUAUAAAUCCAUUACUAUUGUUAAGAAAAAUGUCACUUUUUUUUUUAAGUCUUUUAACUAUGGUUAUACCAGUAAUCAGAUAUAUCAUGGACUUUAUUUCAGCUACCUUUGUUUGUUGGUUUAAAAUAAGUUUGUUUCAUUCUGUAGUUUGUUUUGUUUCUACAUCUAUGGAUUGACAGAUGGUAUUCCUAAAUCUCUCUCAUUGUAGGUGUAUCAGUUUACAGCCAACUGGUUGUCAUUUCAAAUUUCAGUCAGGCAGCACAAGGCUGCCAGUGGUUAAUUUCAGAAGAAGAUGCUGCCAGCUGUUUUGUAUUGAUGCUUCUUCUUAGGGACAAAGCCAGAUUUUGGUGUCAUCUGUUGUUUCUCUAGCCUCUCUUUUAAAAGAACAUUUCUGGGAAGCAGCUAUCUAGGGAAGGAUUCCACUGAGGAGUGAUAUACAUGUAUGUUUUUUUAAGAGUGCAUUCUAGUGUGAAUAGGUCAUUAAGGGAGAAUACCCAUGAAAGAAUAUAGGCAACCUCUUAUUUAGGAUGCCUUCAGUUCUGUAAGGUGCUUGGCCUACAUUUUUCUUUGAAAUUAGUAUACAGUUAUAAAACCUUAAAUCAUUAGUAUGCUUUAUUCUGUCAGGGGACAUGUUUUUGUUCUCCAUGUUUCUGUUUCUACUGAGGUAUGAGUUGUAUUUGUAUCACUGAGAUAACAUAUUGUUAUAUCCUAAUUCAUUCAUAAUAUGUUUUAUAAGAAAAGCUGACUUAUCACUCAUUGUUUGUGAAGAACAGGUUUACCAUGAAAGGAAUGUCUUUAUUCAACUUAGAGUUCUAAUGUUUCUCAUUUCACAUUCUUGUUGCUGAGAUGCAGAAGAAGCUACAACAGGAGCAGAAGAGGGAAGACUUCUUACACUGAAUGUCUCCAGUUCAAAGAACUGUUUUGGCUAAAGAAACACAGUCAUCAUUCAGCUACUGAAUUUGAAAACCUCAACAGUUUCAAUGACAAAAAACCUUUUAAAAAAAAACCCAAACAACAUGAUAAAUUUCCAUAUAAAAGUAAAGUUUCAAUUUAGUUUUUAAUAAUGGUUUAAUGCCUUUUUUGAAUUACUGGUUUAACCUAAAUUUAAAAAUAUAAUGUAUUAAUACACAUACCAUAAUCAAAAGUUUGAAAUAUCAUAUUUCUUAAACAAUAGGGAGAACGUUAACCACAUUUAGCGAACAUUUUUACAUUCAAACCUGGAUAUUAAAAUAAAUGAAAUGAUUACUUUGAAUCACUGUCUGUCAAGGUUCAUGGUUCACAUUUUGAGACAGAUUCUUUUCUUAAUGUAGUACCUAACUUUUGAUAAUUUUUUUAGAAUUAAUAUUUGAUCAGCUAAUAUGAGUCAAAAUGCAGACUAUCCUUUAAAAGGACACACUGUCUGUCUAUGUAGCAACAGCUCCAAAGUAUUUUUGGGCAGUUUGAUACCUUUUAUAUCUGAAGUAGCCUUAACCAGAAAAUCUAAAAUUGAUUCACAAAAUGAUAUUUUUAAGACUUCAAAAUGAUAAAUAAUUUUUAACAAAUAAAAUUGGCCUCAAACCAAUAAACUUAAAAUCUGUAAGCAAAUCAAAAUGAAACAUUAGUUUAACAACAAAAACGAAAUAUUUAUUUAUUGGAAGCUGCCUCUCUUCAUUGGUGAUUUAUUUUUAAUUAUAAAAUUUCCAGCAGAUCUUUGCUUCAAGCCCUUGAUAUUUGAAAUAGUUAGAUACUUGAGGAGGAAAUUACACUUGCUUCUCAAAUUAUAAAAAUCUCAGCUUUAUGAAAUGCAUCUAUUCAUGAAAGUAAUUUCUCUAAUUGGUGAUCAAAAUGUAAAAUUUAUUACGAUACUAAUAUCUCACUGGAGUGUAUACAUGUUUCUGAGUAAUUUUUAAAAAAUAAAACUUACAGAUUCAUAAGCAGAUCCAUUCCUUUGCACGUGAUUGUUAUAACGUUCUUUCCUAGGGAGUUCAGAUUUCAAUAACCUCAGAAUUAGGAAAUGUAACACCUGAAAUUGUUCACUAUUCUACAUGAACCUUAUGGAAAUUAGUGAUUUAUGCGUUUGUUUUCUUCCAUGCAUGCAUGACUCUCCAACCUUGAUUUUGUAGUGAUGACUACAUUUUGUAGUUAGAAUCAUUUCUACAGGGAUCAUUUUGAAACACAUAAACACUCAUCAGUACUGUUUCACUCUGAUUUAGUAAAUCAGGCUUUCCCUGCUUCCACGCAUCCACCUCUGAGAGGUGUCUCAGCUGCAUAACUGCAUAACACCGAUUUGUCUUUCUUAAAUUAGUCAUAUUUCUAAUAUUUUAUUUGAUGAUGUCACAUUUGGGUUGACAUUUUAGUGGGAAUGGGAACUUGCUGCUAGUGAGAAAUGGCAUUGAAUACUAGAGUCAGUAUGAACAGGCUUUAUUGACCCCUAGAGAAACAGCUGCCUUAAUGUUUGGUGCACUUUACAGUGUAUAAGUGAGUUUAUUAGUGUUAUGCUAAGUAAUGUGAGCUUUUUUAGUUUAGUAAGAAUUGCAGAAGCCACAUGUUUAUUGUGCCCAGCAUUUUACCACAAAGAAAGAGGAUUAAAUUCUUUCCUCUCUUGAGGAAUUGGGAGUUUUCUUCCUAAAUGCUUACAUACUAUAGUACUAUUACUUAAAAGCUGUUUAUGAAGCUGGAAGCAUUCUAAUAUACAUAGCUGUGUUGAUGUAUUUUGGAAAACAAAAACGCAGUGAAGGAUGAACUUCCAUCAGUGUGUGUAUUAAACCAGAUACAGAUGGUUGCAAGAAAACCUCUUUUUCAGAAUAUUCUCUUAGUAACUGCUGAGUCCUAGCUUGCAGUUUUGAAAAUGACUUUUGCUUGUUGGCUUCAGAGGUUUUCCAUUGUCAUAUUCUUUUAUAGCUGCAACUUCUUAACUAUAGCUGAUCAGACAAGCCCUGUGGUCCCAAGCUGAAGUCUGUAGCCUUGGCUGUUCAGACAGGCUGAGUUUGGUCGAACAUCUAUUCUAUGUAAACGUAGAACACAAACAUUUAUUAUGCAUUGAUGCACAAACUGCACAUGCUGGUGCUUGAAGCAGCCAAGGGGGAAUUCUGUGGAAAGCAUGUCUACAUUUUAAGAAGCACUGAGACAGGAGUUAAGGACAGCUUUAAUAGCUUUUUGCUACCACUUAAUCUUUGGCGAUUUCGAUUUUAAUUAGGGUUUAGCUCGUGGUGGGAGAAAAGCCGAAAAUAACAAGUGCCAGGAUAGGAUUGAAGAAUCCAGAAUCACCUUUGGCUUUAUGAAAGCUUGCCUUUGCUCAAGGCUUCACGUUCCCAAAUGAGCCACCUGUCAAUAUAUACAUUUAAUCCUCAUUAAUUUCAUAUAGUACAUUGAUGCGGAAAUCCAGAAUGUGUAAAAGAUUGUUUUAAACUAUUGAAAUACACUGUGUAACAUGAAGGAUGUAAGUUACUCAGCUUUCUGCUCCCUAAAGCAAACAGUGUUUGUCUUUAGUGUGAAAUUUAACUGUAAAAACUACCUGUAAUGUCAACAGAUUAUAGAAACUUAUAUUAUUAAUAAAAUGGACCUGGGUUUAAGAGAUUUUUUUCUUCAGAGGGGGUGUGAAGCUGUUCAUUCUUCUGUUUGCGUCUGGGUUUUUCUUUCGAUUUUAGUUUUUCAUCUUCAUAUUUCCUCUGAUUUGAAAACAAAAUUAAUUUUUAUAAUUUUAUUGAUGAAGCAUGAUCAAGUACAACCUAAAUAUGAACUAAAUCCUUUUGGAUUGAUAGAUGAAUAUAUUGUUAGCUAGGUUUUAUUACUCUCUAAUCAUUUUAAAUCAAUGUUAUAUUCCUAGGAGGUGUUUAGUCUCCUGUGAACCUGAAGCAUUCCCAUUUGAACCUUGGAAGAUCCUCAAAGAAUGAGCGCUCUUGUGCUCUCCUAACCACAAGAAUUCCUUAACAAAUGUGAGUAAGGACCACUGAAGCCAAAGAACCAUCACAGAAUUAAGUAACUUUAGUUCUGUGAACAUGAAAAGGUUUCUUUUUUGGUUCCCAAAGGAGAUUAUUUUAUACUUUUUUUUUUCCACAAGGAACAAAAAUAACACAUUAAGUAUCAUUAAGAGCAUUUUUCAAAGACUCUGAACUUCCAAAUCAGAAAGAGAGAGAGAGAGAAGGAAAAAAAAUAUUUUAGUGUGGAUUUCUAAGCAGCAUAUAUACAUGUUUUUAAGGCAUCUUAUUGUUGGCAGUGUUUUUUGUAAGCACCCUAUGAAACAUGUUGUUUAACCCCUAAAGCAAUCUUGUUCACAUAUCCAAAAAGGACAUGAAACGCUUGUGCUGGUAUAAAGUUUCUCUAAAUAAUUAUUUUUUGAGCUAUUUAAAGAAUGUCCCCAAAAGCUCACAGUGCCUUGUUGGGAUUUUUUUUUCCAUGAAAUAGCCAUUAUUUAAAAUGAGUGGGAGAGGAUAAGUCUUUAAGGCCAGAGCUUGUGUAGCAGUUCAAGGCUAUUCCUCUUCAAGAACACGUCGGAAUGAAGUAGUUGUGUGUGGAAACACAAAAGAUCCUUUCCACAGUGUUGGUUUCAAUCACCUAUUCUAGCAUAUUUAACUAAUUGUGUGGUGGACCUGUACUCUCACAUACACCUAUUCAGUCAGUGGGAUUUACAUGUACUUUCUUGCAUUUUCAUUCCUUGUGUCCCAACUUAGUAGCCCUAAGGUGUGGGUUGGUGGAUGUGGCAUACUCAGUCCUGGAGACACCCCCUACAUGUUUUGGGUGUUUGCUCACACAGCUCCCUGAGGAGCAGAGCCUGGAGGAGGGGAGGGGGGUGGGUUCUUAUUCCUUAUGUUGGGGGUCAGUCCUUUUUGUGUGUGAUGGUGCCUUCAGAAUAAUGAAUAUUUCUGUUUCUGAACAAUGAUAAAUCUUCUGAGAAAUAUGUGUAGGUUAUAUUUUUUAAUUUUUGUCCUUUUUCGCUAAGCCUGUGAAAUACUUUGGCUCUGAUACAACUUGACUUGAAUAAUAUCUUAUCCUGAGUCUUCCUCUAAGGCAGUGCAUAUUCCUGCCAGUACUGUAGUCAUCUUUUGGGAACUACAUGUGGGUAAGCACUUGUAUGUAAGCCAUUAUACUGCUGUAACUAAUGCAUACAAACAAUUCUUCUCUUUACAUUAAUAGUCUUAAAAGUGGAUAUGUAGUGGGAAGGAAAAUUCUUAAGGGAGUCCAGCAUAGCUUUGUCAGUUCAGACUGAGCCAUACUGUUUUCCAAAGGGCUCAACACAUAGUCUAUAUACUGUGCUUUCAGUGUAUGUUUGGAUCUCCUUUUACUGCUUUUCCUAGAAUGUACUGUUCUAUAAGCAAAUGCCCAUGUGUGAUUUUUAAGAUGUGCUGGGAAAAAAAUAAAACAAUACCAAAACCA